Messenger RNA from Seriola aureovittata, 3686 nucleotides. RefSeq lists its product as uncharacterized. The record is from RefSeq and is a predicted model, not a curated record. NCBI's taxonomy places the organism in Eukaryota, Metazoa, Chordata, Actinopteri, Carangiformes, Carangidae. The coding region runs from base 201 to 1922 and encodes 573 amino acids. Gene Ontology annotation, cellular component: intermediate filament. The transcript is spliced from 4 exons.
GUUUAUUAAGUUUCCAGGUCAGACAGGCCACAACAAAGCCCCAAUACCAAACAUGAUGGUCAUAUAGAGUUGUUGUAUUGAUGCCUGAGCUUCAAGGCAGAAGAGAGGAGCUGCAUGAGUGAAUUCGUGUCUCCCCAGAGGGUGGAGGCUUUCUGCAAAAGCUGCAGGUUUCCCCUCAUCUUCUGUUGUCUCUGCGUCAAAUGAUGCGUCGGCGCCUUCACUAUAAAAGCACCUGUCCUGGCCAGACAUCACUCGCAUCUCACUCUCUCUCUCACACACACUCUCACCCUCACACACUCCUGAACUCCACACACUCUCCCGUACAGAGCAGUGGGACCGGACACCGCCGAGGUAAAGGAAACAUGAGUUACUCCAGCGAAAUUUACAACAGCAGCUCCUAUCGGAAGAUCUUCGGAGAUGCCCCCCGAUCCGGCCGCGUGGGUCUCGGCAGCAGCAGCAGCCCGUCCCGCCUGCACUCUGCGGGAUACCGCAGUAGCCACCGCACCUAUGGUUCCCCCUCCGUGAUGUCUUCCACCACCUACCGCAGAACAGCGGCGCCCGGCCGCGUCUUCUCCUCCAUGCCGGACUCCAUGAUGGACCUGACCCAGUCCACCGCGGUCACCAAUGAGCUCAAGAUCAUCCGCACCAACGAGAAGGAGCAGCUGCAGGGCCUCAACGACCGCUUCGUGUCCUUCAUUGAAAAAGUGCACAACCUGGAGCAGCAGAACAAAGUCCUGGAGGCGGAGGUCACGCUGCUGCGCCAGCGCCACAGCGAGCCAUCCCGCCUGCACGAGCUGUACGAACAGGAGAUCCGCGAGCUGCGGGCGCGCGUGGAGGAACUGACGCACGAGAAGAGCCAGAUGCACCUGGACUGCGUGCAGAUGAACGAGACGCUGGAGCGCGUGAGGGAGAAGCUGGAUGAGGAGACCAGGCUGCGCGAGGAGGCGGAGAACACCCUGAAGGGCUACCGGAAGGACGUGGACGACGCCACACUGGCACGUCUGGAGCUGGAGAAGAAAGUUGAGUCACUGCUGGACGAGAUCGCCUUCCUCAGGAAAGUUCAUGAGGAGGAGCUCCAGGAGCUGCAGACGUCCCUGCAGGCCACACAGGUGUCAGUGGAGAUGGACAUGAGUAAACCGGACCUGGCCGCCGCCCUGAAGGACAUCCGGGCUCAGUACGAGAACCUGUCCUCCAGGAACCAGGUCCAGGCAGAGGAGUGGUACCGCUCCAAGUUUGCCAGCGUGACCGAGGCGGCUGCCCGCAACCAGGACGCCAUCAAGCAUUCCAAGGAGGAGCUGAGUGAGUACCGCAGGCAGGUGCAGGCCCGCACCUUGGAGAUCGAGGCCCUCAGGGGCCACAACGAGGCUCUGGAGAGGCAGAUUGCCGAGAUGGAGGAUCGCCAUAACAAUGAAGUUGGUGAGAUGCAGGACACCAUCCAGCAGCUGGAGGGUGCUCUCCGCAGCACCAAGGGAGAGAUGUCCCGUCAUCUGCGUGAGUACCAGGACCUACUGAACGUCAAGAUGGCGCUGGACAUUGAGAUCGCUGCCUACAGGAAGCUGCUGGAAGGCGAGGAGUGCCGCCUCAGCUCUGUUGGUGGAGCCAUGGUCCAGUCGGGCUACCCCGGCUUCUCCUACAUGUCAGCCCGAACCUACACCCUGGGCGCCUACAGGAAGUCCAGUGCCAAGCCUGAGGAGGAGGAAGAGGAGGCAGAAGAGGAGGAGAAGGAGGAGGAGGAGGGAGAGGAGGGAGAAGAUGAGGGAGAAGAGGGAGAUGAGGGAGACGAGGGAGAAGAGGGAGAGGAGGGAGAUGACCAGGACGAGGGCGAGGAGGAGGAGGAAGAGGAGGAGGAAGAGGAGGAGAAGCCAAAGGAGAAAGAGGAGAAGGAGAAGAAGAGCCCUAACGGCAAGACCAGCAAGAGCUAAACUGCUUGUGUCAUCGUCAUCAUCAUCAUCAAUAACACAUUCCACCUCCCACCAAUCACUCGUAUGGAUCUGGUUACUGAUCACAUAAUCUGUCUCACACACACACACACACACACACACACACACACACACACACACACACACACACAGAAACACACACUCUUCUGCACACUCCAGAUGCCUCACUCACACCUUCUGUGUUUUCUGUCUCUGUUUGCUCUGUAACUCAGAAGUGAUUAGUUCAAAGCGUAUUAGACAGAGAAGGAGCUUUAGGAGGGAGUAGAUGUCUUACAAAGGCAGACGGGUUCAAAACGUCAUGAUUUUACAUCACAUCAGUGCAGACAGACGUGCGGAAAGCUGAGCAUGAUGCCACCAAGUCUCAUAAUGAUUUCUCCUCACACAAGCAACAGUAAAUGUGCCAUCGACGAUCAAUAUUCACAGUAAGAGCAAUCAAUAAUACCUUGAAAGUAACAAUUACGUCAGCACACAGACUUUAAGAUAAAUGCACAGAUCUUGGAGCAUGUGAAACAGCAAGUCCAACUUUUACGGUGCUAUUUGAUUUUUACAUUUAAAAGUUGGGGAGUAAAGAUUUUAUCGCAGAACAAAGCUCCACCAGCUCAAAAUGUCAGGAUGUUUAACGGAACAAAAAGCUUCUAUUUGAACUGUAAGUCGGACCCCACCUUUUAACAUACAGUAGCAGGCGAAUGCUUUCCACUCCCCUCUUUUCUUCAACUCCUCUCCAUUACUCUCCACUUAGUUCUACAUCUCAUCCCACCACGACAAAAUGAAAUGUACCACUAACCAUUUCUAGCCCCUCUCCCAUUCUGUUUUGUUCCCUGCAGCGUCACAGCACGGCAAUAACGGCAACUCGGAGCUCAGAAAAACUGUAUAUACAAAUGUGUUGGGAGGGUGGGUGGUAUUUUCAGUGGCUGGGAGGGAGGAGUGCUGCAGCUUCUCCACCAGGAAGUGCAUCUUUGGGAAUGAAAAGUAUAGAGUUUAAAUUGCUGCUAUAUAUAUAAAUAUAUAUAUUUUGGGAAUAUGAAUUAUCCCCCCUUUGAUUGAUUCAUUUGUCAAGGAAUUUCUCACCUGUCAAUAUUAAGUAUCUAUAAUUAAAUCCACUUCUUAACUUUAUUUCCCUUCAUUUUCAAAGAAAAACAACCCUUAUUAUUGUUUCUCCUCCUCCACAAACAUGGUGGUGCUUUUGUUUAAUUUAGCUUGACACAGGAAACAAGGUGGAGGUGAGCGUGGCUGUCGGUGUCAGUACAGCUGGCGGUGACACUGACAGCCCUCAGCUCAGACUGCAAGUGGCAGGUGGGGCACAUGUCGCCGGGGUCAUGGUUAUAUGGUACAGAGUCGCAUAUAAGGGCUAUUUUCACCAUAACUCUUUCUAUCACUUUGCCCUGAACUGUCUGCAUUGCCAUCGUUCAUCAUUUCACAGACGUUUGAUUUUUUUUCUUGACAAAUGAAUCGACCAACAGGCAUGAAUGCAUGGCCUGACUCUUGGAGCUUGAAUAUCUAAAGGAUGGGGUAGAUUUUUUUGCUUGUUGUGUGUUCAGUUAAAAAAAUAAAUAAAAUAAAAUUGCCUUAACCAUGACUGAAAGUUAAAAUAAAACAUGAUUUCACCUGCAUCUCACUUGUUUCUGGGGAGGCUGAGGAGUGCUAACACUUUCCAGACCGUUCUGCUAUACAACUGUGACUGUAUGUGCUGCUAUCUCAUGCAGUGAUAUUCCUCUCAAAGCCAAAUAAAAACAUUUAUUAACCAAA